ACGGUAUCUACCUGUGAUUCACUCUACAACAAACUAUCACCAUGGCGAGGAUGACCAUUAUUCUGCUUCUCAGCGCUGCCUUGGCUUUGGGCAUUGCAAAGGCCAAUGAUGUGGAUCAACUCCUUGCUUUUGAGGCUAAGGGGGUGGCGGAGCUGCAUGAGUUGCAGCAGGUGCAGGUGGAGGAGCAGGCGGUGCAGGAGGAGGAGCAGCAGGUGCAGGAGGAGGAGCAUGAGGUGCAGGAGGAGCAGCAGGGGCAGGAGGAGGAGCAGUAGGGGCAGGAGGAGGAGCAGCAGGUGCAGGAGGUGCAGGAGGAGGAGCAGGAGGUGGAGGAGCAGGAGGUGCAGGAAGAGGAGCAGGAGGUGCAAGAGGAGGUGGGGAGAGAGAGAGAGAGCAGGAGCUUGUGUCCCUCAGGUUGGACCAAAUACGAAU
Oncorhynchus gorbuscha (pink salmon) is the source of this 429-nucleotide messenger RNA. Its product is annotated as C-type natriuretic peptide 3-like. Bases 42 to 272 code for a protein of 76 amino acids. Lineage: Eukaryota; Metazoa; Chordata; Actinopteri; Salmoniformes; Salmonidae. The transcript has 4 exons. The record is from RefSeq and is a predicted model, not a curated record.